AUGCGGUCGACCAUCUGGGCCCUGCUGGGCCUGGGUGUUGUAUUGCCCCAGGCCCUGGCUGCCGAUACGCUGAGCACCUCGGGUUUCAGUCUGUGCAUGCAGGAUUCGGCUAUCAAUGUGCAGAAACUCGAUGUCACCUAUACUAAAUCAACCAAGCUAGUGGUCUUCGAUUUGGCUGGUACCAAUUCGAAGGAACAAAAUGUCACGGCCACUCUGACGGUGACCGCUUAUGGCAAUCAAAUUUAUACAAAAACUUUUGAACCCUGCGGAACUGAGGUCCACGUUGCCGAGCUGUGUCCUGUUCCAUCGGGCGCAUUCAGUGCUAGUGGUAGUAUCAACGUUCCCGACGAAUAUGCGAGCCAAAUUCCCUCAAUCGCCUUCAACAUUCCCGACUUGGAUGGCCAGGCCAAGCUAACUCUCACCUCGGACGGCAAGAGCGUGGCAUGUGUGGAGUCCCAGCUUUCCAAUGGUAAAUCCGCCAGUGUCAAGGGUGUCGCGUGGGCAUCGGCUGGUAUUGCAGCGGGUGCCUUGGCCCUAAGCGGCCUGUCUGCUCUCGGUAGCGCUGGUAGCACCGGAGCACCCGCUUCUAGCCCUUCAGCCGGCGAUGUGAUGGGAUGGUUUGGCUCAAUGGCUAUGAAUGGCAUGCUGAGUGUCAACCACCCAGCUGUUUACAAGAGUUUCACCAAGAACUUUGCCUGGAGCACUGGGUUGAUCCCGUGGGCGAGUAUGCAGAACUCGAUUGACGACUUUCGAAAGGCUACCGGUGGAAACACGACCCAUAACAGCUAUAUCUAUCUUACCGGCCUGAGCACCGCGUCGUCGAAUGGGACCUCCGCGAAGCGAAGCCUGGAUUUCCUGUAUCGUGCCGCAGGCUUGGUGGCACGAUCUGUAGAUGUGUCCGAAUCGAGUACCAACAGCACCUCCAACUCCACCAGCAGCAGCUCUUCGGGUCUCACCGACUGUGGUUCCUUGAAUUUCUCCACCCUCAAGUGUUAUGGUGAGGAGGUUAUGAUUCCCUCGGCAAACAUUUUCAUGACCGUUCUUCUUGUCUUCGCCAUCGUGGUUGCUGUCGUUGUCGUCGGUAUCCUUUUGCUCAAGGUGAUUCUCGAAUUGUGGGCGCUCUACGGCAGCUUCCCCAAGAAGCUCUCCAACUUCCGCGAAGACUACUGGGGAAUCAUGGCACGUACCAUCACCAACAUGAUUCUCGUUCUCUACAGCAUCUGGGUCUUGUACUGUGUCUACCAACUGCGGAAUGGUGACUCGUGGGCUGCCAAGGUCCUCGCUGCCGUGACAUUGUCCGUCUUCACUGCACUUCUGGCAUUCUUCGCCUGGCGCAUCGUUUACCUGGCUCGCAAGUACAAGAAGACCGAGGGUGACACCACCGCCCUGUACGAGAACAGGGAAACCUGGCGCAAGUACAGUCUGUUCUACGACAGCUACAAGAAGGAUUUGUGGUGGCUGUUUAUCCCGGUGAUUGUGUAUGCCCUCGCCAAGGGAUGCAUCAUUGCCGGUGCCGAAGGACACGGUAUGGUCCAGACUAUUGGUCAGCUGGUUAUUGAAUGCUGCAUGCUGGCACUGCUAUUGUGGAACCGACCCUAUGCUACUAAGUCAUCCAUGGGAAUCAACAUGACGAUUCAAAUCGUGCGAGUCUUGUCCGUCGCCUGUGUGCUGGUCUUUGUGGAGGAACUCGGUCUCUCCCAAACUACCAAGACUGUGACCGGUAUUGUGCUGAUCGUCGUCCAAUCCGGUCUGACCGGUGUUCUUGCCAUCCUCAUCGCAAUCAACGCUAUCAUCGUCUGCAUUCGGGAGAACCCUCACGCCAAGAAGCUCCGCGAAGCCGGUAUGACCUUGAUGAUCUCACCCCCUCUCGAUGCUCGCGAGUCUCUCCUCAUUGACCACCCGCCGAAGCGCGACUUCACCGAGAUGAGCAAGUUCAACUUCAACGCUCCCUACGAGGCAUACCGGGACCACCCCGUUCACAGACCCAACUCGAAUAGCAGCAACGACCGCCUGGUGUAUGCCGACUAUGGCGUCGCACAUGGCCGCAGUCACAGCCAAGAAUCCCGGUCUUCGAUCGAGGGCCGGAAGCCAACUGCCCCUGGCUAUGGCAUGGCCUAUUAA
This is a messenger RNA of Penicillium subrubescens, 2121 nucleotides long. RefSeq names its product transient receptor potential ion channel family protein. Lineage: Eukaryota; Fungi; Ascomycota; Eurotiomycetes; Eurotiales; Aspergillaceae. The record is from RefSeq and is a predicted model, not a curated record. Bases 1 to 2121 code for a protein of 706 amino acids. Gene Ontology annotation, biological process: transmembrane transport; fungal-type cell wall biogenesis. The transcript is spliced from 3 exons.